GCAGGACCACCCGGACAUCGGACCCGAAUUGCUACUGCAAACUAUGGCAAAGUACGCUGCGCAGCUCGACGCCGAGCAGCCUGGCGGGCUCGGGUUCGCCACCGCAGUGCAGCAGCACGUGCACGAGUUGCGGGCGAUGGCGGAGAAAGGGCGGGACUCGUUGCGCGAGCAGGUGACGCAGCGGUUGUCGCAGCUGGAGACGAAGGCAACCCCCACGGAAGGCUGGAACGAGAUGAAGACGCGCGUCGUCCCGAAAAUCCUCGAGGCGCACCCGAACCUGACUGGCACGCAGCUGACGCAGGCCUUGCGCGAGUACGCGGGGCAAAUGGGCGAACCGUAUCCAACGGCGGUGGAAGAUCACCAGGGCGAGAUUGUCGCGAUGGCCGCCAGUGUAAUCCCCUCCAUUCAGGCCCUGCAGGCAAACACACCCAUGGAGCCGCGGCAGCCCACACCAUCUCCUCCGCGAUCGACGAUGGCGCGGGCGACCGCUCAACCAGGACAGGAGCGAUCGACUGCGCAACAAGGCGUGGAUCAUCGCGCGACCACGCAGUCGGCGGCGCGGGCGACCUCACCGGAGAUUCCACCCCCCGUUCCAGACCGUGGCGGCCCGGACGAGGGUGCGGUUUGGCAGCGGUUGAAGGUUCUCGCCGCGCGGCUCGCCGCGCAGCGCCCCGACGUGGACGGACAAGCGCUGUACAAGGCGUUUAUCGAGUACGCCAAGGAGCUGGACCGGAACGCCGGCGGCGGCGACGCGCACGUGCGCGUCGCGGAGAAACACGCGGUCGAGCUGCGAGCCAUGGGCGCACCGUCAGGAACGACCGUUGUGGCCAACAUGGCGCGGGACCUCGGCGCCGAGCGGGCGGAAAUGGAGGUAAAGGGCAUGGCGUACCGCAUCAUGGAGAGUAUGCCCAACACGACGGGCGACGUCUUGUUGUCCUCCAUCACAAGUUUCGCGGAGGAACGCCAGAUGGCGACGGGGAGCAAAGGCAUGGUCAAAGCGUUGCGCAGCCAGGACAUGCAGGACGAAAUUUACCGG
This is a messenger RNA of Amoebophrya sp. A120, 1036 nucleotides long. The record is from the annotation of a GenBank genome assembly. Lineage: Eukaryota; Dinophyceae; Syndiniales; Amoebophryaceae.